Molecule: messenger RNA, 1648 nt
Organism: Salvelinus sp. IW2-2015
Lineage: Eukaryota; Metazoa; Chordata; Actinopteri; Salmoniformes; Salmonidae
Source: RefSeq, a predicted model, not a curated record
CCUAGACAGCUGUUUUGUGUCUCUCUGUAGGCUGUCUGGCUGUCUGGUCACAGGGGAGGGCUGUGCUGCUCUGUCUUCAGCUCUGAGGUCAAACCCCUCCCACCUGAAAGAGCUGGACCUGAGCUACAAUCACCCAGGAGACUCUGCAGGGGAACUGCUUUCAGCUGCUCUGGUGGAUKCCACAUAUAAACUGAUGAAGCUGAAUGUGGAUCAUGGUGGAGAGUGCAGGCUGAWAUCAGGGCUGAGGAAAUAUGCCUGUCAUCUCACCCUGGACCCAAAUACAGCAAACCCAAACCUGAUACUGUCUGAGGGGAACAGGAAGGUGACAUGGGUGGAAGAGAAGCAGCAUUAUGAAGACCCUCCAGACAGAUUUGACUGUCAUCCCCAAGUUCUCUGCAGAGAAGGCUUAUCUGGAUGUCGUUAUUACUGGGAGGUGGAGAUGGAUGGUGACAUGGCUGACAUUGGUGUGGUGUACAAAGGAAUAAACAGGAAGGGAGAUGAGGAUGACAGUAGAAUUGGAGCCAAUAGGAAGUCCUGGAGUUUAUACUGCUAUGAUAGUGGUUAUUUAUUUUGCCAAGCUGGAGUCAACAGAUCCAUCUCUGGUCCUGUUCCUAACAGAGUUGGAGUGUUUCUGGACUGGUCAGCUGGUACUUUGUCCUUCUAUAUUGUGUCCUCCUCUGGUACACUGACACACCUUUACACAGAACACACCACAUUCACUGAACCCCUCUAUCCUGGAUUUGAGGUUUCCUCCUCAGUGACCCUGUGUCAGAUAGAUGACCAACACAUUCAGAGAGACCAUGGUGGAGAGAGUUGUAUCAAGUCUGGACCUGAGGACACCAGAGACCCCGGUGGAGAGUGUUGGAUCAAGUCUGGACCUGAGAAAUGGAUUCCUCAGAGCUGUAAGACUUGUGACCAUGUUGAGGACUCCACACACUGGCUUCAGAUUGAACCCUUGACUUCCACUGUCCAGGGAGUGACAAUGUUCAGACACAGGACACCCAAAGGGAGUUAUGAGUGCACAGUGUCUGGGCUCCGCUGGCUGUGUGAGAGAGAUGUCAUUCUGAAGUAUCACUUCAGGAACUGGGAACCCUACAGUCAACUUCUGAAAGACAUGCAGUACACACAAGGUGGUCCAUUGCUGGACAUCACUAUGGAGUUAGGUGAACUGGAGGAAGUUAAUCUGCCACACUUUGUCUGUUUAGGGACCAACCCUUCCCUAAGGAAUGAGAUGAAGAUUCUUCAUGUAGAGGAACAUGGAGUGUCUUUAGAGGAAGUGCAUGAGGUCACCAGAUUCCAUGCUAAGAUUCUCCAUCCCAAGUUCUCAACUAUCUCUGUUAUACUGAGCUAUAUCUUUUCUUGGAACAUAGAUGUCCACUGUGACGUGGUCCUCUAUUUGGCAGUAAAAAGGUCAACAGUAAUUUCACGGCUGUACCUGCUCCUCAGAAACUCCAGUCAGAAAGAGGCUGUUCAGGAACGGGAGAAAAAUCAGCUGUCCCAAGGAUAUUCAGAAUUGGUCCUGUCAAGUCCAAACGGGUCCUUAAAGCUGAACAGUUGGUUUGCACUCAAGAAUCCCCACUCCACUUCCAUCAAUCCAGAGAAGAUUCAGCUGUUACGUCAGACACCACACCAAGCUGUUGUAAGAUGA